Molecule: messenger RNA, 1887 nt
Organism: Peniophora sp. CBMAI 1063
Lineage: Eukaryota; Fungi; Basidiomycota; Agaricomycetes; Russulales; Peniophoraceae
Source: the annotation of a GenBank genome assembly
AUGUUUGCCUCGACUGUGGCGCUUGUAGCGCUGCUCGCGGCCCAGAGCGCGCACGCGUUCUACCUUCCUGGAGCGGCGCCUAAGGACUACAAGAAGGGCGACAAGGUCGACCUGUUUGUCAACGCCUUGACACCGAUGCUUUCUGGGAAGGAGAACUCCAAAUUGAAAUCACUAAUCAACUACGACUACUAUAACCCGCACUUCCACUUCUGCGAGCCUGAAGGAGGCCCAGUAAAGCAACCAGAGUCGCUGGGCUCCAUCUUGUUCGGUGAUCGCAUAUUCAACUCCCCAUAUGAUAUCCGUAUGCUAGAGGAUAAUGGGACAUGCCGCUCGCUCUGCCACUCCUCAAUACCGAGAGAGGACACUACGUUCUUGAAUGAUCGUAUCCGGGAGGACUACGCUCUGAACUGGAUCAUUGAUGGUCUGCCCGCUGCCGAGAUGAAGGUUGACCUCAAGACCGGAGACAUGUUCUUCGACAUGGGCUUCAAUCUGGGCAACGACGAGCCGCCAUUCUCAGAAGAGAAGCCGGCGUUAAACAACCACUACGAUAUCGUGCUAAGGUAUCAUGAGCCCCGACCUGGAGAGUAUCGCAUCGUCGGUGUACUUGUUUGGCCGUCAAGUCGAGGUGGUUCCCAGGAUGGUUCCUUGGAUUGCGAUACCACAGUGCCAAUCGAACUGGAUGAGAGUACGCCGUGGAAGGUUCGCUAUACUUACCGUGUGAUGUGGAAUCAAUCUGAUACGCCAUGGGCUACCCGUUGGGAUAAUUAUCUGCAUAUUUUUGACCCUCGCAUUCACUGGUUUAGUCUGAUCAACUCGCUUGUUAUUGUGGUCUUCUUGUGCAUAAUGGUCUCUAUGAUCCUCCUGAGAAGCGUUUCGCGCGAUAUCUCGCGUUACAACGCGAUUGACCUUAGCGAAGACGUCCAAGAAGACUGGGGCUGGAAGCUCGUUCAUGGCGAGGUGUUCCGCACACCGAAGAACCCCAUGGUGUUGUCCAUCCUAGUCGGAAACGGUGCCCAGCUGUGCGCGAUGGUUGCGGUCACACUGAUCUUCGCACUGCUCGGCUUCCUCUCACCAUCCAAUCGCGGAUCCCUUGCUACUGUCAUGAUGGUCUGCUGGACGUUCUUUGGGAGCGUGAGCGGCUACGUUUCAAGCAGAGUCUACGCCUCGAUGGGUGGCGCCGAGCGUCGCAAGAACGCAUUCCUCACUGCCACUCUCCUUCCCACCUUCGUUUUCGCCAUCGUCUUCCUCCUGAACCUAUUCCUCAUCACAGCUGGCUCGUCUGGCGCUGUACCCUUCGGCACUAUGUUGCUGAUUGUUUUGCUCUGGUUCGGCAUCUCGGCACCGCUAUCAUGGAUUGGCGCCUACUUCGGCGCUAAGCAUGGCGCUGUCACGAACCCGGUCCGUGUCAACCCCAUUCCGCGCCAGAUCCCUCCGGGUCCCAAGUAUUUGCGCCCAUGGGCCGCGACCUUGUUGGCCGGUAUUUUGCCCUUUGGUGCCGCAUUUGUCGAGCUGUACUUCAUGCUCUCCAGCCUGUUCGCUUCAAGGGCAUAUUACGCCUUUGGCUUCUUGGCUCUGACCGCUGGUGUUGUCGCACUUACGACGGCGACCGUCACAAUCCUCUUCUCCUACUUCAUCCUCUGCGCUGAAGAGUAUAGGUGGCACUGGCGCGCAUUCUUGACUGGCGGCGGCAGUGCCUUCUGGCUCUUCGCGUACGGCAUGUUCUACUGGGCUUCGCGCCUAUCCCUCGACUCGUUCUCUGGAUUCGUACUAUACCUCGGAUACUUAUUAUUGCUCUGCAUAUUUGACUUCCUCGUCACGGGUACCAUCGGCUUUUUGGCCACCUACUGGGCUGUCCGCCGGCUGUAUACGUCCAUCCGUAUUGACUAG